This is a messenger RNA of Durio zibethinus, 955 nucleotides long. The record is from RefSeq and is a predicted model, not a curated record. Lineage: Eukaryota; Viridiplantae; Streptophyta; Magnoliopsida; Malvales; Malvaceae.
GGGGGUUGAUCCUAUUUUUUAUGAAUGAAUGCAUCCCUAUUUGUUCAUCAUUCAAAGGACCUAUUCGUAAGAAUUCUCUUUCAUUCAUUCCGCCUUUCUUUAUUUUAUGGCCUUAGUCUAUCUAUGUAUAAAAUAUGAUAAAGGCCCAUAUUAUUAAGACCAUUAUUACAUAUUAUUAAGAUAAGACCAUUAUUACGUAUUACAUUACGUAUUACGCUUCCACAAUCAAAGUGAAAUAUAAUAUUACAUAUUAUAAUAUUACAUAUUAUUAAGAUAAGACCAUUAUUACGUAUUACAUUACGUAUUACGCUUCCACAAUCAAAGUGAAAUAUAAUAUUACAUAUUAUAAUAUUACAUAUUAUUAAGAUAAGACCAUUAUUACGUAUUACAUUACGUAUUACGCUUCCACAAUCAAAGUGAAAUAUAAUAUUACAUAUUAUUAAGAUAAGACCAUUAUUACGUAUUACAUUACGUAUUACGCUUCCACAAUCAAAGCGAAAUAUAAUUUUACAUUCUUUUUACUUUAUGCCUGUUGGUAUUCCAAAAGUUCCUUUUCAAGUUCCGGGAGAUAACGAUGCAAGCUGGGUUGACAUAUACAACCGAAUUUAUCGAGAAAGAUUGCUUUUUUUGGGCAAAGAGCUUGAUAUCCAGACCUCGAAUCAACUUGCGGGUAUUAUGAUCUAUCUCAGUAUAGAGAGUAAUAGCCGAGACCUGUUUUUUUUUAUAAACUCUCCUGGCGGAGGGAUAGUAUCUGGAUUAUCUCUUUUUGAUACUAUGCAAGCAGUGGAACCAGAUGUGCAUACACUAGCCAUGGGAUUGACCGCUUCAAUCGCAGCUUUUCUCUUGGUCGGAGGAGAAAUUACCAAACGCAGAGCAUUCCUCACGCUCGGCGCCAAUGAGUUUUUUUUUUUUUAUUAUUGAUGGAAAGAAAAAAGAAGACUAUGCCUUCGCCAUA